UACAUAUACAAAUAUAUAAAUAUAGGAAAAAUGACUGAGUUUUUACUUGACACUGAUCCUGUGAGCAAUGUAUUAAAACGAAUUGCUAAAGAAAGGAAUUGGUCAGAAAAAGAAGUUGAAGAAGAUCUCUCUAUUUUAAACAAAAAUCGUAUUUCUACUAUUAAUGACUUGAGAUCAUUAUCAAAAGAGAGUUGGACUCAAAUUGAAUUACUUCCAUUGGUAAAAGACCUUUUAAGGCAUAGUAUUGAUCCUGAAUGGUCUUCUAAAGAUGAAAAUAAUAAAAUGUCAAAAGUGAAUGAUCAAGUGGAAGAAAAGGAAGACAAGAAAAAGGAUAAAAAGAAAGACAAGAAGGAAAAGAAGGAAGAUAGUGGAGAUAAAAAGAAGAAAAAGAAAAACAAAGGUUUUAAGAGCCCUUCUUCACUUGGUACACCUGUUGUACCCGUUAUCUUAAACCCACGAGCUUCUUCUUUGAUUCAAGAAUUGAAUGAAGAAACAAGUCGAUGUAAUUUAAAUGAUACAGUCAACCAAGAUCACUUAACCAUUCAGAAUACGAUACGUAAUGGUAACACAAUCACUCCCUCCACUUUGUUAUCAUCUUCACCAACAUCGUUAUCAGCACAAUCAUCAUCAGAUGAGGAGAAUGAGGAAGAAGGAGAAAGAGAGGAAGAAGAGAAAGAAAACGAAAAAGAGGAAAGAGAUGACAGUGAACCUAUAUCACCUUCUAAUAAUAGUCCCAUUCGUAGAAAGAGUGUUUCUUUUUCUAACGAAACAUCUAUUGGAAUAGCAGCAAGCGAAAAAAAGGGUAAUAAUUUAAAUGAGAAGGAAAAGAAGAAGGAAAAGAAGAAGGAUAAAAAAGAUAAAAAAAAAGAUAUGGCAAGUAUCAACAAAUAUAAUAGUAGUGGUUACAGCAGUUUUAUCAGUCAUCCUUAUACUAGUCAUCCUAUAGUGAAAUUCAGGAAAAUGAAAAUGAAGCAUUGCAAGCGUUUACCGCCUGUACCUGCAAAUGAUCAAUUUUUACAAGGCAUCCAUGAUAAAUUAUUAUCAGCAACAAAAGGAAAUUAAUGUGUGUGUGUGUGUGUGUAUUU
Molecule: messenger RNA, 1085 nt
Organism: Cokeromyces recurvatus
Lineage: Eukaryota; Fungi; Mucoromycota; Mucoromycetes; Mucorales; Mucoraceae
Exons: 5
Coding region: 31-1062 (343 amino acids)
Source: RefSeq, a predicted model, not a curated record